Boleophthalmus pectinirostris (great blue-spotted mudskipper) is the source of this 4175-nucleotide messenger RNA. It is a transcript of the gene prdm11, whose product is annotated as PR domain containing 11. The transcript is spliced from 7 exons. Bases 21 to 3269 code for a protein of 1082 amino acids. Gene Ontology annotation, molecular function: protein binding. NCBI's taxonomy places the organism in Eukaryota, Metazoa, Chordata, Actinopteri, Gobiiformes, Gobiidae. The record is from RefSeq and is a predicted model, not a curated record.
UGUGAUAAAAAUGGUGGCCAAUGCUCGGGGAGGCGACUGAGUCCUCUUGGCUAGAAGCUUUUCCCCCUUUUCCACGGCGGAAAGUUUGGCUCCGAGUCCGCGGUGUAGAGAGCGAGAGCAGCGGCGAGCGGCUGGAGUGGACACAGAGCUGGAGUGGACGCAGGGCUGGAGUGGACCAUGGUUCUAUCAUGAGUGAGCAGCCCCUGGACCUCUGGUUCUGUGAGCAGUGCCAGCUCCCCUUCUCAGACCACUGCCCCACCCAUGGUCCCCCUGUGCUGGUGCAGGACACUCCGGUGCCUCUGGGGACAGCGGGCAGGGCCUCUCUCACGCCCCCUGCUGGUGUAGAGGUCUUCACUGAGGGCCAGGAGGUGGACGUCCGCUGCACUGGCCUCGGGUUUCCUCUAGGGGCAGUGUUUGGGCCCUACGAGGGAGAGCUGGUGACUAAAGACAGGUCAUCUGGCUUCUUCUCUUGGAUUAUCCUUGAUGCAAACAACACAUAUCAGUCGAUUGAUGGAAGUGAUGAGACCAAAGCAAACUGGAUGAGGUUUGUGCGCACUUCUUCAGAUGACAGCGAAAGAAACCUCACGGCCUUCCAGCGCGGUAAACAGAUCUACUUCAGAGUGUGUCGCCCCCUGGAGGCCGGAGACAGACUCAGAGUGUGGUACAGCCCAGAGUAUAUCCAGAGACUGCACAGUGUGUCCCAGGGCAAAAUCGAACAAACACUCAAGACAGGUCCUGAAGUCUCAGCCAACUUCAAAACCAGGGAGGACUCCGAAGACCAGCCUCCUGCAAAGAGAAAGAAAAUCGACUUGAUUUUUAAAGACGUUUUGGAGGAAAAGUGUAAAGUCCCAUUGCACACGCUGACCCUGAACGCAGCAGCAGACACAUGUAAAAUCCCAGCGCAGACGCAGACCUUGAACAGAGCGCAGGACGGGGGUUCAUGUGGGCUGGUUCUGAAGCAGGAACCAGAGGAACCGUCCACGUCUUUCUGUCCCAACUGCGUGAAGUUGAAACGGAGGGUUGCGGAGCUAGAGGCGGAGAUAGAGCGUCUCCGGGGGCAACAGGCGACACCCAUAAACGACCAGACCCCGCCCCCUUGCGUCGAACAAGCGCCUAUUGAAGAGUACCAAGUGAUGGAAUCCCUAACACCAUCUCAAGUUGUGUUUGACGAAGACGAGCAGGACUUGGACUCCGCAGAUGAAUCCAUGUCCACAGACCUGGUCAUCUCCCCCGACGACUCCUCCUCCAAAAUCUCAUGCGCGGGCGGUCGGCGAAUAAGACGCUUUAAACAGGAGUGGCUCAAAAAGUUCUGGUUCCUUCGAUAUUCCCAAACGCGCAAUGAAAUGUGGUGCCACGUUUGCCGCCAGUACACCGUUCAGUCCUCGCGGACUUCUGCUUUCAUAGUUGGUUCGAGACAGUUCAAAAUCCACACUAUUAAACUCCACAGCCAGAGCAACUUACACAAGAAAUGCCUGCAGCUUUACAAACUGAGAAUGCACCCGGAAAAGACUGAAGAAAUGUGUAAAAAUAUGACGUUGUUGUUCAAUUCGGCGUAUCAUUUGGCUUUGGAAGGGCGGCCAUAUUCUGAACUGCGGUCACUGGCGGAGUUACUGAAGAAAUGCGAACUUAAACUAGUCGAUCAAUACAUGAACGAGGGAGAUUGCCAAAUUCUCAUUCACCACAUCGCAAGAGCAUUAAGAGAAGAUUUAGCUGAGAAAAUGCGACUGUCGCCAUUUUUAAGUGUUAUUAUGGAUGCGCAAAACAACGAUUUAUUUUCGGACACGGUAGCGGUUUACGUCCAGUUGUUGGCCAAUGAUGGUUCUCCCAAUACCGAACUUCUAUCGCUGCAAAGAUUGUCGAUCGCGAACGCUGAAGGCUGUCUUCAAGCGUUAGAGCAAGCUUUUAGUGGUACGGGCUUGCAAUUCCAGGAGCUAUUAGUGGUCGGAUUUGGGGUAGACGGCGGAAAUAUUUCUUUAGCAACCAGAGCGGAUUUGUACGUUGCAUUGCAGAAGAUAUUCCCAUGGAUUUUGUGUCUUCCCAUCAUGAUAAGUCGACCGCAUCUUGAAAUUCUGGAUGCACUUAGCGGCAAAGAGCUGUCAUGUUUGGAAGAUUUGGAAAACAAUCUUAAACAGUUACUGAGUUUCUAUCGCUACUCUCCUCGAAUGAUGUCCGAGCUAAGGGACGCCGCACCAACUCUGUCUGAAGAAACUGAAUUUCUUGGCGAUAUCCGAGCAAUUCGUUGGAUCAUCAGCGAACCAAAUGUGCUCAACGCUCUGAUAAAAGAUUAUUUCGAAGUUGUCGCUCACUUGAAAGAAAUAAGCACACAAACGCAACGUGCCGACGCUUCUGCCAUUGCUUUAUCGCUUCUCCAGUUUCUUCUAGAUUACCAAUCCGUCAAACUGAUGUACUUUAUGUUGGAUAUCAUUGCUGUUUUGUCAAGAUUGGCUGUAACAUUUCAAGGUGAGGUCGUACUGGUGUCCAAAGUGGAAAACAAAAUCGAAGAAGCUAUUCAGGAGAUAGGCCUGCUUAGCCAGUCCCCAGGCGAGUAUCUCCAAGAGUUUGAAGACAACUUUCGAGAUAGUUUUAAUGGCGUGGAUCUGAAAAACUUGCUUGUUGCGGAAUCAAAAUUUCAAUCAAUUCGUGAAAAGAUUUGCAACAAAAGUCAGGGUAUCUUGAGUCAACAUCUAGAAUUGCAAAGUUGUUCAUUCGCCAAAGCGUGCAAGAUUUUUGACUUGUCUGCGUGGCCUGAAAAUACAGAGGAAUUGCACACUUUUGGAGAGGAGGAAAUCCAAAUCAUCUGUGGACAUUUGAAGACAUUUCCCUCAAUUAGACAAGAGCUAACCUGUUCCGAAGCUAGGAACAAUAUAACAUGUGAAUGGCAAGGGUUAAAGUUCAAUUACAACUCUAGCGGUUUUAAAGAUAUCCUCAGUCACAUCUCCACAAACAAGCAACGUUAUCAGAUCUUAAGUAUAGUCGCCCAGUUUGUAAAAGUGCUCCCAAGUUCAACUGUUUGCUACGAAAAGGGACGUGCGGCGAUGCUAAAGGCGGGAAGAAACAGUCGACCCAGGCUAACGCUGGAGCAGAUGAACGACAUGCUAAUGCUAGCGGUGAAUGGGCCGCCCAUAGCUAGCUUCGAUGCUAAAAGAGCUCUAGACAGUUGGUUUGAGGAGAAAUCGGGGCAGAGUGAUGCAAUUUCGACUGCGAUGGUGGUGAAAAUGAUGGAUGAUAAACAACACAACAAUGAAACAGAAUUUUACCCAGAUAUUUAGACAAAUUACAGGUAAGUCUGAAGGACUGUAUAUAUAAAUGGACAUAGCUAGCCUGCUAGCCGCAUUUUAAAUAGGAAGUGAGCAUGGGGACGCUUCCUGCUCCACUGAAUCCAUAGCUCCAUUUCACUUUCUAUUGAUAAAACUGUUGCCCUCUCUUUGAAAUUGCUGUUAAAAACAUAAAAAUGUGGUUUUAAAAUGUUCAUAUUAACCUGCUCUUCAUGAUCCUGGUGUUUUUAUUUCACUAUUUCAUCAAUAUUUAUCAAUUUAUGAACAUUAAUAACAGACAAACUGGUGCCUUCUUUCCCCGCGCUCCCUAUGUCUAGCGUUAGCGACAGGUUUGAUUGACAGUGUAGCUAAGUGCCCGCUCCCUGCCAGGAAGGGGCGUUACCUUCAGCAGCCUCGCACCUGAUUGGCUCUUUGGUUGCUAUGAUACGCAUACUCGGACAUUGGCUCCAGAUUGACUUCAUUUGACUGGAGCCGAACACUAAAUUACUUUUUUUGGACACUGAUCUAUUUUUGAAAACUUAAAUUAAAUAAUAUAAUAGUUUAUAAGUUCAAUAUUCACCUGUCAGCCAAUCAGAAAAGAAUAUCUUGGCAGAUUUUGCUUGUGUUGUUGUGUUUGGAUAUAUUUUUGGAUAUAUAUUUUUUACAUACCUUAAGUUGCAUAAAAGUCUUUAUAUCAUUCUGCAAUAAUAUAAAAUGUAAUUUUUUGCCAAACUUUAUCAUCAUUUAGCUUUGCCUUAUUUGUACAUGGGGGAAGAUUCAUAGACUGAAUGUAAUGUUAAAAAUAAUAAACCAAAAGAGGCCACUGAACUCGCUUAUCACUGCUACAUUAUCAAUUUUAGACAAUGUUAUUCCAAUUACAUCUUGUCCAAUCUUUAAAAAUAAACUUACAUUUUAACAUUU